AUGAACAUGAUCUUCCUUCUCGCCGUUAGUAUCGGCAUCUCCAUAUGCACCGCCCUCGCUAUCUAUCGACUAUUCUUCAGCCCGCUGGCAGGGAUUCCCGGCCCCAAAAUUGCGGCCAUUACCGCUUGGUAUGAGUUUUACUGGGACUGUGUGCAGCAGGGCCACUAUUUGUUCAAAAUUGGGCAAAUGCACCAAAAAUAUGGCCCCAUCGUACGCAUCAAUCCCUGGGAAGUCCACAUCCAAGACCCAUCCUACUGGGAUACUAUCUAUACCAACAACAAAAUCGACAAGGAUGCCUGGUUCUAUCGCGCCUUUGGCGAUAAUAGAGGUACCGUCGGCACUGGUCCAUGGGACCUUCACCGCCGCCGUCGCGCGGCCAUGGCCAAAUUCUUUUCGGCCGCCAACGUCGCCCGCUUAGAGCCCAAAGUGCUCGCUCGAGUACAGAAAUUACUCGAUCGCGUGGAGGAAGGUCGUCAAUGUCUUCGUAGCGGGGACUUUGCGGUUCUGCCUAUAUCGCAUGCAUUUCGCUGCUUUGCGACAGAUGUGAUUUCGGAUUAUGCUGCCCCGCAUACGAGAGACUUUUUGAGUACGCCGGAUUUCUCGGCGACAUUCAAUCAAGUUCUGAGAGAUUUUUCUGAGAUUAUGCUCUGGCAUAGACAUUUUCCGGUUGUGUUUCCCAUCUUGGGCGCCAUGCCGCGCUGGUUGAUAUCCAUGAUGGAUCCGACGGGGGCUCAGAUUGCGGUGUUGGAUAAUCAAGCUAGUCUGCUUAAACAAGCACAAACCGUUAUAGCCACAAAGGGAAAUCCACCUGAAAAGUCGUUACCUACUGUCUUGGAUGCCAUAUAUACAUCCGACGUGAUCGGACCUGAAGAAAAGACUCUACCACGGAUGAUGGCAGAGACACAGGCUCUUCUCGGUGCCGGCACCGAGACAACCGGCAACACCUUAUCAAAUUUUGUCUAUCACGUACUAUCCAACAAAUCAAUACUAGACAAACUGAUGACAGAGCUGGAAGAAGCAUCACCCAAAUCGCAAUCAUCCGAUUUGCUCGACUCUAGAACUCUGGAGAAACUCCCAUAUUUACAGGCAUGUAUCAGGGAAGCCCUCCGUCUGGGAAUGGGAGUCGUCGGACGUCUCCCUCGCAUCAACCCUAUCGCACCAAUGACCUACGCAACACCGUCCCCCUCAGAAUCAACACCACCAAAGACAUACACCUUCCCACCUGGAACCGUCCUGUCAAUGUCCAUAAUCGACAUGCAUCUAAACAGCGACAUUUUUCCGGACCCUCGCACCUUCCGACCCGAACGCUGGAUCGAUUCCCCCGAACCCCAUCUCCGACAAAUGGAAAAAUGCUUCGUACCGUUUGGUAAAGGCACGAGGGGUUGUCUGGGUAUUGAAUUAGCCAAAGAAGAACUUACGCUUAUGACGGGGAAUCUGUUUCGACGAUUUGGAAGACAUAUGGAGUUGUUUGGUACGUCGGGGAGGGAUGUCAGUAUUGUGCAUGAUUAUUUUGCGCCGUUUGGGCCGAAGGAUAGUAAAGGCGUUAGGGUCGUUGUGCGUUGAUGUUUAA
This is a messenger RNA of Talaromyces stipitatus ATCC 10500, 1570 nucleotides long. Its product is annotated as cytochrome P450, putative. NCBI's taxonomy places the organism in Eukaryota, Fungi, Ascomycota, Eurotiomycetes, Eurotiales, Trichocomaceae. Gene Ontology annotation, molecular function: monooxygenase activity; heme binding; oxidoreductase activity, acting on paired donors, with incorporation or reduction of molecular oxygen. The transcript is spliced from 3 exons. The coding region runs from base 1 to 1563 and encodes 520 amino acids. The record is from RefSeq and is a predicted model, not a curated record.